Messenger RNA from Chiroxiphia lanceolata (lance-tailed manakin), 1450 nucleotides. RefSeq names its product keratin-associated protein 5-5-like. NCBI's taxonomy places the organism in Eukaryota, Metazoa, Chordata, Aves, Passeriformes, Pipridae. Bases 1 to 1116 code for a protein of 371 amino acids. The transcript has a single exon. The record is from RefSeq and is a predicted model, not a curated record.
AUGUGCUCCACUGGAUGUUGCUCCACAGGAUGCUGCUCCGUCGUGAAGACCAAGACCGUGUGCUGCAGCCCCUGCCAGAAAACCGUGUGCUGCAGCCCCUGCCAGAAAACCGUGUGCUGCGAGAAGAGCGUGUGCUGCAGCCCCUGCCAGCAGUCCUGCUGCUGCGACCCGUGCCAGAAGACAGUGUGCUGUGACCCGUGCCAGAAGACUGUCUGCUGUGACCCAUGCCAGAAGACUGUCUGCUGUGACCCGUGCCAGUCUGUGUGCUGCGACCCGUGCCAGAAGACCGUGUGUUGUGAGCCCUGCUGUGACCCGUGCCAGCAGGCAGUCUGCUGUGACCCAUGCCAGAAGCCCUGCUGUGACCCGUGCCAGACUGUGUGUUGUGACCCAUGCCAGAAGCCCUGCUGUGACCCGUGCCAGCAGGCAGUCUGCUGUGAUCCAUGCCAGAAGCCCUGCUGUGACCCGUGCCAGACUGUGUGCUGUGACCCGUGCCAGAAGCCCUGCUGUGACCCAUGCCAGCAGGCAGUCUGUUGUGAUCCAUGCCAGAAGCCCUGUUGUGACCCAUGCCAGCAGGCAGUCUGCUGUGAUCCAUGCCAGAAGCCCUGCUGUGACCCGUGCCAGACUGUGUGCUGUGACCCAUGUCAGAAGCCCUGCUGUGACCCAUGCCAGACUGUGUGCUGUGACCCGUGCCAGCAGGCAGUCUGUUGUGAUCCAUGCCAGAAGCCCUGCUGUGACCCGUGCCAGCAGGCAGUCUGCUGUGACCCGUGCCAGAAGCCCUGCUGUGAUCCAUGCCAGCAGUCCAGCUGCUGUGACCCAUGCCAGUCUGUGUGCUGUGACCCGUGCCAGAAGCCCUGCUGUGACCCCUGCCAGUCUGUGUGCUGUGACCCGUGCCAGUCUGUGUGCUGUGACCCGUGCCAGCAGCCCGUGUGCUGCACCAAGGUGUGCCAGAAGUCCGUCUGCUGUGUGCCCCGGCCCUGCUGCUCCUCCUGCUGCUCCUACGUGGUGAAGAAGCCCGUGGUGGUUUGCUGCAGCCCCGUGCAGUGCUGCACCACUGUCAGGAAGUGCUGUGUCCCCUGCAUCCCCAUCCAGCAGUGCUGCAUCAAGAAGAGCUGCUGAGCUGUCCCUGGGUGGCAAAAGCACCUCUGCCAGCUCCACGUCUGGUGUGCGACGAGAACAGGCCCCAGGAGAUGAAAACCUGCUUGUUUGCCUCUAGUUCUCAUCACGAUGGAGCCAACACGUAGGGAUUUUCUUCUUCUUUUCAAGCUUAAGCUGCUGCUUCUUUCUGUCCUUUAGUUAUUGAGUAUCUUCAAUUUAUCACCCAUAGUAUAAGGCAAAGAGCCAUUAGAUAUUAGUGGGGUGUUCAUUCUCUUCUUGGUGGCUGGGACUUGGGAGCCCUUUGCUGGCAAUGUGAUCACUCUUCGUUCCCCCUCUUGGCUUGUAGACAAUAAAA